CGACGUGAAUUAUAGGUCGCUUUGCGCUCUCGUCUGCCGCCACUAUUUUUACGAGGCACCGUUAGUGAGCAUUGCGAGACAGUGCAAUGGUCGUCACCGCCUCUCUGGGCGGGCUUCAGGGCACAUGCCCCCUUGCCAACGGAUCCACCAGACGGCGAGUGCCUGGGUUGCGUGUGCGCGCACAGCUUUGGACUCCACAGCACUCUAGCCAGCAGCCCAAGGGCUGGGACCGCCCAUGGAUCCAAGCAAACUCUCAGCCCAUUGUGGCACCAAGGACUGCGGAGAUGCAGGGUGACCCUUUUGGCCUUCUUCUGCGGCAGCGCAUAGUGUUCCUGGGCGGCGAGGUGGAGGACUUCGGCGCUGACGCUCUUAUUAGCCAACUUCUGCUAUUAGACUCACAAGAUCCAACAAAGGACAUCAAGAUGUUCAUCAACUCGCCGGGUGGAUCCGUAACGGCGGGCAUGGGCAUCUACGACGCGAUGAUGCUCUGCCGCGCGGACGUGCACACCUACUGCUUUGGCCUCGCCGCAUCCAUGGGCGCCUUUCUACUGGGUGCCGGAAAGCGCGGCAAGCGCCAUAGCAUGCCGAACUCGCGCAUCAUGAUUCACCAGCCCCUGGGGGGUGCCAGCGGCCAGGCCGUGGACAUUGAAAUCCAGGCUAAGGAAAUCAUGUACCACAAGGCCAACCUAAACCGCAUCAUGGCUGAUUACACCGGGCAGCCACUGGCCAAGAUUGAGGAAGACACGGAUCGCGACCGGUACAUGUCCCCGCUGGAGGCCAAGGAGUACGGCAUCAUUGACCACAUCGUUGGCGGCGAGGAGGCCGUGUUCAACGUCAAGGGGAGCCUAAAAAAGUUCCCCAAGGGCAAGGAAGAGUUUGUGACGGACAGCGAAGAUUUGAUUCAGCGCAACAUCAUGGACGGUGAUGCUUUCCUGACGGAGACGCCGUCUUGGCGGUUCAAGAAGCCUGAGACGGAGCCUUACAUGCCGAGCCAGUCACCAGGCUCGCCAUGGUUCCGGGUGAAGAAGGUUCCCAAGGAGGAGUACAAGGAGAUGCUUGAGCGACGGGAGCAGCAGGCUUUGCCUGACGGAAAGAAGUCCGUGAAGGAACGGAUUGAUGAUGCAUGGUAGUUGGGUAGGGUGACUAAGGCAUGGCGACGUUGGUCGGUGGUUGGUGGCCAGGUGGCGAAUAGUCGAGGGUCUUGGCCUUGUGCAGGCUAUCGUAUAGGCCAUCGCCGUUCUCCUUCGAUGGUGUGUUGCGCUGUUCAAGCGCUUUCGUUAAAUGAAGGGUAACUCAAACGUUCGAUCAGGCGCCUCGAUCAGGGAGGCGACGAGCUCGCCAUGGUGUGCCUCGAUGGUGUAACUUUCGGUGGCCUCCAGUCGCUUUAACGAAUUUUGCAACCGCUAUGCACUCUAUUGCCUUUGUAACUUCGGCCGUUGCU
This is a messenger RNA of Volvox carteri f. nagariensis, 1441 nucleotides long. RefSeq lists its product as uncharacterized. Gene Ontology annotation, biological process: protein quality control for misfolded or incompletely synthesized proteins. The transcript is spliced from 5 exons. Bases 87 to 1130 code for a protein of 347 amino acids. Gene Ontology annotation, cellular component: endopeptidase Clp complex. The record is from RefSeq and is a predicted model, not a curated record. Lineage: Eukaryota; Viridiplantae; Chlorophyta; Chlorophyceae; Chlamydomonadales; Volvocaceae. Gene Ontology annotation, molecular function: ATPase binding; serine-type endopeptidase activity; ATP-dependent peptidase activity.